AGGCUCGAUGCAAACGUCCAAUAUUUUAAGCCUCUCCGUUGCAGAAAGCGAAGCUGAUUUUGUUCAACUAACGGAACCAGUGGAGCGUUUGUGCGCUCGUCCGGUGUCCUUGUGUAAGAGUGACCUUUGAGUUUAUGACUUCAUGUAGAGCAACAGGUCGUGUCAGACAGAUACAUUGAUACAAUAUGAGCCAGGUUGUUAUUUUCGAAGGAAAUCUUUACCACUGAAGAAUCUAUUCAAAAGGCCUAGACAUAGACACUUCAUCUAAGGAUUGGGAACAUAGCUAAAAGAUAUGAUUCGCUUAGCGGAAUCGUGCAAUGAGAGACAACAAGCAUUCGGCAGCAGAAUCCCCGUAUCUCAAACGAAGCGAAACAGAUCCUUCAAGAUGAGCGACGAUAGAAGAAUCGCAUCAUCGAUAAAGGAUGGCCCUUCAUCGACACUGAGAAAUGCUCAUCGCAAAACAACUUGCGAGCCUGGCAUAGCUGAGUCCAAAAAGGGGAAAUUACCCCCGAAACGACAGCUUGAAAGCGUUAUACCGCAACGAAAUAUUGAAACGGACGUUUUCGAUUGGCUGAGUAAAACUAGCGACAAUUCGGACAAAUAUACGGAGUACUGUUUGGAAAAUAACACAAACAUACGAAGUAGCACUAAGGAGGUUCCUAACACGACACACAGCAGAGUUGACGUCGAAAACAACGACGACCUUGGGAUUACGACAGAACGAGAACCCGAGAUGGCAAAACGUAGUGGAAAUGGCAAGGAGACGAAGUCAUAUUUCGCAGCGAUUAAGAACGCGUUUUUUCCCCUUGAAGGCAAAUAUUUCUACUUGAGCGGUGACCUGAAUAAUCAAAAGGUGUCGCUCACCGAGACAACCAAGACAAUCGGGGAUAAUUUAGGAUAUUCGGUGGAUAAAACGAGCGGUUAUGAAGAUAAAUAUAAGGAGAUUCUCGAGGAUAAGAGAAGUGAAAACGAGACAAAAAUGACCAAUAAGAAAUGGGAGAUUAACGGAUUGAAAGAUACAAAAGUGUACCAUAAUGAUCAACCAACGAACACGGAGGAUAAGGGUGGAUACGUGAGGAGUCAUUAUGGUAGGAUAGAAGAUAGUAUUACAAUACCUAAAGAUAAUAUGACGCCAUUAAAAAUCAAUCUUAAGUUUGAUACAAACUCUGAAAGUCAGCAGAAGGAGAUUAAGAGACUCCGAACACAAAUCGAUAAACUCUCGGCUUUCGUUGAGAGUUCGGACGAGCGUCGCGAACAGUCGGAAAAACGUUUAGCUCAACAAAAAGAAGAGUUGUUAAAACACAUACGCGAGAAAGAGAUUCUUGAAAACCGAGUCUGUUGCCUCGAGGAACUUCGUCGUAAUGUGCAACAGAGAAUUGAUGAUAUUUCAGACGAGAAUAAAUCCUUAAAAAUUACUUUGAAAUUAAACGAAGAAAAACUAGUCGAGGAACGGGGAAGAGUUCAAAUUCUUGAAAAUGAAUGCGCCGCUGAGCGUGAAAAAAAUGUUGAACUGGAGCUAGUUUUACAAACAAUACGCGAAGAAUUAGGCUGCGUGACUCCCGCCAAGAAUCGUGAGUCGAGCGACGAUUCAUUCCUGGGUACAAGAAAUGGUUGCGAUGAUUUGGAAAGAGACUGGGACGAAGGAAGAGUUGUGGUCCAAGGAUUGGAUGAAACUCUGGAUGACAUCGAAGAACCUAAUACGACGCGUGCAAAGCACAGUGGUGGAAAGAAAGUUCAUUGGGGUGACGUACAGACACAACAAAUUGAAGAUUCAUCCCAGAGCGACGCGGAAGAACAUCAUUGGAGCCUGAACACGAGAAAACCCAGGCCUGAGACGGCGAGGCAGUCGAAAACCCAAUACUCAUGCCUUAAACAGCAGGCCAGCGACGAGGUUUUGUGGAAACGGGAGAAGAAGCAGUUCGAAGGUAAAAUGAUGUUGCUGGAAAUGGACAAAAAGAAGCUUCGAGCUCAGCUUGAUUUGGUGGAAGCCAAGAUUAAGAAGGAAGAAGAAAUUGCACAAAAUUUACGAGAAAGUAAUGAAGUCCUAGAAUUCCGCAUUCUGGAAUUAGAAUAUGAAUUAUCAGAAAAGGGAAGGAAAUAGCAGUUUGUUAAAUCCAUCCUACAACGGGACCUUUUAUGUUUACAAAAAAAUGUAAAAUAUCGCGGGGCGUAUAAUUGACCAUUUGCGAAUCCAAAAGUUCCGACUUACAUUAAAAUAAACUAAAUUAUAAUCCAAAAUAUCUGCGUUGUGAUCACUUACAAUGAAUCGCUCCGUGGUUGAAGAUGACAAUGACAUAUGGACCAUAGCAUUGGACGCAAUUUAAUCCUUAUUUCAUAAAGGAAAUGUAAUAGAAACUAAGUUAGCUUUUUAGUAAACAAGCAAGUAGCAUUCUUGAAAGCUCGU
This is a messenger RNA of Dendronephthya gigantea, 2404 nucleotides long. RefSeq lists its product as uncharacterized. The record is from RefSeq and is a predicted model, not a curated record. The transcript is spliced from 2 exons. NCBI's taxonomy places the organism in Eukaryota, Metazoa, Cnidaria, Anthozoa, Malacalcyonacea, Nephtheidae. The coding region runs from base 293 to 2101 and encodes 602 amino acids.